This is a messenger RNA of Phytophthora nicotianae INRA-310, 577 nucleotides long. RefSeq lists its product as hypothetical. Bases 25 to 411 code for a protein of 128 amino acids. The transcript has a single exon. The record is from RefSeq and is a predicted model, not a curated record. NCBI's taxonomy places the organism in Eukaryota, Oomycota, Peronosporomycetes, Peronosporales, Peronosporaceae.
CUCGAGCACACAUCUGGUUUAGGCAUGGUGUUAAGGUUGGUGAUGGUAAUACUGCUGACCGACAAGCGCGCAGAAUGCAUCGCGUCCUUAAUCGACUGGAAGCCGCUGUACAGGAGAAGUGAUCGCUGGGUGUUCCCCGAUAUUUGUGGCUCAUGCGAACAAGCUGCAUUGGAGAGAGCUCUGUUCGAGCCCGCAGUAGUGGAUGGUUCCGAUAUUCGAGGCUCACGUGAACAAGGUGCAAUGGAAAGAGCUUUGUUUGAAGCCACAAGAAUGGAUGCUCCCAUUGCUACAAGCACAUCCGAGAGGGAUCAACAGGGAGAUCCUGAGCGAGAGACUGCAACCGUGGAUACUCCCGCUACUUCGCACUCAUCCGUAUCGAGUAAUGUGGUACGACAUUGGUCGUGUGCAUGAAAAUUGGAUCUGUCCAUUUGUUGAAUAAAACCUUGACGAAAUACCUUUACCGCGCUGUGGGCAUCGCGUCGAACGCCAUGGAUGACGCCACUUCUGCUACGCCAUCUCGACAAGUUUUUGUUUUGCUAUCGGUAUUUCUUGGACACGAAGUCGAUUGAUGGCUUAA